Messenger RNA from Staurois parvus, 258 nucleotides. NCBI's taxonomy places the organism in Eukaryota, Metazoa, Chordata, Amphibia, Anura, Ranidae. The record is from the annotation of a GenBank genome assembly.
ACUGCCCCUGCCAAGUGCUCCCCAUCAAGCUGCAAAGGCGUACUCUUCUCAGGAGCCCUCAGCUCAGAUCAGGGGCGAACUGACAUCUCAUGGGGCCCCCGGGCAAUAGGGGAUCAUGGGGCCCCUGUGUCCUUGCCCAAACUCAAAAAAGCCUAUGAAAAAGGUACCAGGGGCAUCUCAUGGGGCCCCCUACUGACCCCGGGCCCUCGGGCAGUGCCCGAGUUUCCAAAUGGUCAGUCCGUCCCUGGCUCAGAUGCA